GUUUACAUUUUACCCACCAAGAUGAGUUCAGUUCAGGCCUAGUUAGGUGGUUGAAACUGUUGAAUUUUUUGGCUGAAAAUAUAAAAUAGAAUUGAAAACAGUUUCUUCCGGUGAUAACAUUAUUGGCAAUAAACCCGUCUUUUAUUAUUAUUUACUUUUUAGUUUUGACGUAUCAAACUGAUUCCCAUUUUUUUAAUUAGUUUCUUGUUCCACUUGUUCAUGUCAUCCUUCUAUUGUGUUUUUUAAUUCUCUGGUUUCUGCAAAUCCCAUGAUUUAAUCCUUAACUAACAUAACUCUGAGAAAGUUUAUCAUCAAAUCUCCCAAUUUUAGAUUCUGGGUCUUUUUUGUUUGUCUUCAAAAACCUGUUUUUCCCUGUUUUAUGGUUUGCUUUGUGUUUAGAUGAUCCAUGGAGGUUUGAUACAAGGGUUUUCUUUGGAUUUGGAGGUAAAAUAAAAAUGAGGGCAUUUCCUGGAAGUCCAGGGACUUUGACUAGCCUUUUUUUGAGGAUUGUACAGUGCGUUUUUGCAGCUGGAUCAAUUGCUUCCAUGGCUACCACUACUAGCUUCUUCAAUUUUACAGCUUUCUGUUACCUUAUUGCUUCAAUGGGAUUGCAAGUUGUUUGGAGCUUUGCUCUCGCAUUAUUAGAUGGAAUUGCCUUGGUGAAAAAGAAGGUCCUCCAUAAUCCCAUUUUAGUCAGCCUUUUUGUAGUUGGAGACUGGGUGACGGCUACAUUGUCUCUGGCUGCAGCUUCUUCCUCGGCAGGCAUUGCUGUAUUGUACUUUAAUGACUUGGGAAAUUGCAAAUUUGGAGAAGAAUGCCAAAAAUAUCAGUUGUCAGUUGCUUUCGCCUUCCUUGGUUGGAUAGCAAUUUCAAUAUCAUCUUUAAUUAUGCUUUGGCUAUUGGCUGCCGCUUAAACAUUUGUUGUACAGGCUCUUGGUUUUCUUCCACAUUCCAAGAAACCGUUGAUCGCAGAAAUUUUGAUCUUCUUAUAAUGUCCAUAGAAAAGAAAAAAACGUGAAUAUAGUGUUAUGAUGCUCAGCAUUGUUUUAUUCCCUCAUGGGUUUUAUUUUUUUGGUUGCUUCUAGUGGUGGCAAAUAAAACAUCAGUUAUGUGGAUUUGAAAAGUAAAUAGAUAUGGGAAAUUCCUCUUU
Messenger RNA from Durio zibethinus, 1150 nucleotides. RefSeq names its product CASP-like protein 5B3. Gene Ontology annotation, cellular component: plasma membrane. The record is from RefSeq and is a predicted model, not a curated record. Lineage: Eukaryota; Viridiplantae; Streptophyta; Magnoliopsida; Malvales; Malvaceae.